AUGAGUCCUCUCUCUGAGCUUUUGCACAACCUACCCCCACAAUAUGUCGGCUACGUCUAUACAAUACUCCUGCUGCUCAUUUUCUGGGUGUCUUGGCGACUCUGGAGGUUCACCAUUUCUCCAAUACUCCACCCCGAGCUACCAAAAGAACUCCCCUACUGGAUUCCGUUCCUUGGCCACGGGCCGGCGUUCUUCAAGAGCUCAGAGGCGCUAGUAGCUAGAGCCAGUAAUUACUGUGGCAGACAGGAGCCGUUCGCAAUAACGCUAUUUGGCAGCACCCUGUACAUUGUCGCCAACCCGCAACAUACAGUGGAGGUGUAUAAGAGUAACCACUCGCUUUCCUUUGAUGAAUUUGCCGAGGAGCUGGUCCGAACAAAUGGAUAUAGCAAGUGGGCUGCCAAAACAUCCUACACGGACCUACCUAAAGACAAGGCAGGAUUCCCUAAUCCAAAGGGGACGUCAUUUGGGGGCCUGAUCCGGCAGAUGCAUAUUCACCAGCUGUACCCUGGUGACAGGCUACGAGUGAUUGAAGACCAGUUUCUAGAUUGGUAUGAUCGGAAUUUACAGCUGAAGAGCAUCCAGACAGGGUCUAUGGUUCACAGUAGCAACGGGAAUGAUACGACAGUGCCGCUGAUGGCAUGGGUGUCGGAUUAUGUGACGCGCGCAGGGGAGGCGGCCUAUUUUGGAGACAGUCUGGGCUCGAUUGACCCGGAUCUAGCCCGGGCUUUUCUCGAAUUUGACGAUCUGAGCUGGCAGGUUUUGUACAGGUACCCGGCUUUCUUAAGCGGUGAGAUGCGAAGUGCCCGCCGGCGAAUGAUGCAGGCCUUCUCCAAGUAUCUGGCCAUCCCCCAGGAAGAGCGGACCAACAGUGUCUGGCUUCUCAAGGCCAUGGAAGAUGAAGCGAGAGGCAUUGGAAUUCACGACCAAGAUAUCGCCGUGCUAUACUUCAACAUCUACUGGCUGAUCAAUACCAACACGCGUAAAAUUGCCUUCUGGAUGCUUUCCUUCCUUCUCCACUGCGACGCUUCACUCAUUGACCCAAUCCAUGCCGAGAUCGGUGGCGCAUUCCAAGGUAAUACACUGACAAACCUGACUUACAUUUGCCAGUCCUGCCCCACGCUGGAUCGUGUCUGGCAUGAAUCGCUUCGGCUAUGUUCCAACGCGGCUUCCGUCCGCUUGAUACGUAGCGACACCACCAUUGGUGGGAAGAGGAUGCUGACAGGCAACCGCAUCAUGAUCCCGUAUCGGCAGCUCCACUUCGAUGGGCGUGUGUAUGGGGCAGACCCGGACAACUUCCACCCUGAGCGCUUCGACAAGGCAAAAGGGGGGGGCGACCCAACCAAGGGCCAUAGCUGGCGGCCAUUUGGGGGCGGCAAUACGCUAUGCACCGGCCGCUACAUUGCAAGGCGGUCGACGCUGAUCUUUGUCGCUCUGAUUCUGCGCCGGUUUGAUUUGGAACUCGUUGGGCCAACUGGCCCCCCUGAGCCCGACAUUGGCAGACCCGUACUUGGCAUCUCGGGCAUCAAGGACACGGAAGACUUCAUGGUCAAACUGAGGCCCCGGUGA
Molecule: messenger RNA, 1566 nt
Organism: Clonostachys rhizophaga
Lineage: Eukaryota; Fungi; Ascomycota; Sordariomycetes; Hypocreales; Bionectriaceae
Source: the annotation of a GenBank genome assembly